Molecule: messenger RNA, 1184 nt
Organism: Spathaspora passalidarum NRRL Y-27907
Lineage: Eukaryota; Fungi; Ascomycota; Pichiomycetes; Serinales; Debaryomycetaceae
Product: SDR family oxidoreductase
Exons: 1
Coding region: 96-1106 (336 amino acids)
Molecular function (GO): oxidoreductase activity, acting on the CH-OH group of donors, NAD or NADP as acceptor
Source: RefSeq, a predicted model, not a curated record
UGCCACACAUUUCAAGUAUAAAUAGGGGGUGUAUUCUCCUUAAUUUCUAUUUACAUUCCCCAUUUCUUUCUUCAUCAAUUAUAACUUAGCUUAAGAUGUCCCCAACUGCAGUAUUUGUUUCCGGUGCCAAUGGAUUCAUUGCCCAACACAUUGUCAAGCUCUUGAUUGACAAGAACUACAUCGUAAUUGGUUCAGUCAGAUCACCCGUAAAGGGAGAUGAACUUGUUGCUAAUAUCAAUUCUCCAAACUUUUCAUACGUUGUUGUCCCUGAUAUUGGAGUUUCUGGAGCAUUUGAUGAAGCACUUAAGGCACAUCCAGAAGUUACAGUUUUUGUUCACACUGCUUCACCAUUCCGUUUUGAUAUUAGUGAUAUCGAAAAAGAAUUGUUAACUCCAGCUAUUGAGGGUACCAAAAAUGCUUUACAGUCAGUACAAAAAUAUGCCCCUCAAGUUACAAACGUCGUUGUCACUAGUUCAUUUGCUGCAAUUGGUGCUUUCCGCCAAUACGAAGAUCCCUCUAAGAUCUUCACUGAAGCAGAUUGGAAUCCUAUCACGUGGGAAGCUUCAUUAGACAAUGCAGGUGACGGUUAUCUUGGUUCCAAGAAGUUUGCUGAACAGGCAGCAUGGGAUUAUGUUAAGACUGAAAAGCCAAAUUUCAAAUUAACCACUGUCAAUCCACCAUAUGUUUUUGGUCCUCAAGCUUUCCCUAUUAAGAAUAAGAAAGAAUCGAACACUUCUUCGGAAGUGGUCAAUGCAUUGUUGAAACUUUCUCCAAGUUCUAAAAUUCCUGAAACUCACCAUUUAUUUGUCGAUGUUCGUGAUGUUGCAGCUGCUCAUAUUUCGGCCUUUGAAAAUCCAGAAGCUGCAGGUAAGAGAUUGUUCCUUGCUUCUGCUCCAUGGAGUUCUCAAGGUAUUGUUAAUAUUAUUCGUAAGAACUUUACCGAAUUGAAGAACAUUCCAGUUGGAGAGCCUUGGAAGGAUAAUUUAUACAGAAGUGCAACUUACAAGUUUAAUAAUUCCAAAACCAUUGAAACUUUAAAGGUUGAAUUGUUACCAUUAGAUACUUCGAUUAUUGAUUCAGUCCAACAAAUUUUGGAAGCAAAGUAAGUAAUUGGGUACUCGAAUUAGAUUGUUUACAUAAUUCUUUAAUACUGUUUAAAAUUAAAUAUAAAUAGAAUGUUCUUU